AUCAACAAUUCACCACCACAUUCUCAGCACAGAUAUCUUCGAAUCGAAUUUAAGGAAUCAAGCUCAAAGCUAAAAGAACUGUUAUCAUGCCACAGGCGAACGGGGUUCAGGCGAACCUCAUCUGUAAUGGAAUACCUCUGACCGAAUACCCCGGCCUCUCGUCCGAUCCUAACACGGUGUUGUGCGAAUCUACGCCUGGCCAAACUUUUGAGGUAGAGUUCUUAGGACCGGAGGCACCUUCAGAUUGCGUAGUCAAGCUCUACUGUGAUGGCGUCUGCAUGGAUAGCUAUGUGUACCCUCGAAAUCAGCUUAUGAAAGCGACUUUUCGUGGUAUCUAUCUUCCGAACGAUGACGCAACAUUAUUACCAUUCAAGUUUGCGAACGUCGAGCUUUGUGAAGAAGAUGACAGUCACCCAGAGCAAAUUGUCAAAAACCUUGGCACUGUGUCUCUGGAGGCCUUCCGUUGUACCUUGGGUCCCAGGAAACCAAAUAGUGAUAGUGUUAUUCCAGCAGUCGCAUCAAACAGCAAAUUCUCUGAACGGAACAAGAAAGCCAGAGAUUGGGCUAGUCUACAAGUUUCCUGCCGAAAGCCAAGAGCCUGCUAUGUUGGGUCUUGGUACAUUGAGAAUCAAGUGCAGGGGAAAAUCAAUUAA
Messenger RNA from Melampsora larici-populina 98AG31, 653 nucleotides. RefSeq lists its product as uncharacterized. The transcript has 2 exons. The coding region runs from base 87 to 653 and encodes 188 amino acids. Lineage: Eukaryota; Fungi; Basidiomycota; Pucciniomycetes; Pucciniales; Melampsoraceae. The record is from RefSeq and is a predicted model, not a curated record.